Molecule: messenger RNA, 17202 nt
Organism: Aspergillus niger
Lineage: Eukaryota; Fungi; Ascomycota; Eurotiomycetes; Eurotiales; Aspergillaceae
Exons: 4
Coding region: 1-17202 (5733 amino acids)
Biological process (GO): secondary metabolite biosynthetic process; amino acid activation for nonribosomal peptide biosynthetic process
Cellular component (GO): cytoplasm
Molecular function (GO): phosphopantetheine binding; catalytic activity
Source: RefSeq, a predicted model, not a curated record
AUGGGAAGUAUAGGAGACCUGCCCGUGGGGGUAUUUCCCACGCUGGUACCCCCGAGCUCUAGUGGUCACACAGAAUUCCAUGCCUGGGAGAUUUCCCCGGACAUCCUCACAAAUCUUCUGCAAAGCAGUAUCCGAAAGGAAGUUGAUCUGAUAGUGCUGUUGCGUAGCAUCUGGGCCAUUGUUCUCCGCCAAUAUGUCGAGUCAGACGGGCUGUGCUUCAAGGCGGGAAGCAUGACUUCAGCUUGCUCUGAGUUGGAUAUGCUGGUCUAUCGAGCUGGCAUCUCUUCACAUGACACCCCAGAAGGUAUCUGGAGACAGCAGCAAAUAACGACCGGUAUCAGUGCGGGAGGUCGGAACUGGGAGGUGAAUACUGGUGUCUUUCUACUCAAGCUGUGCAGUGAUAGGCAAUGGAGAGCCAGAGCAAUGUUGCAGCAAGCUGUGGAUGCUUGCUUGGUUAUGGAAGAAGUGGAUGCCAAUGCUCCUCGUCUCUAUUUCCUGGCGAAAGCGACAUUAUUAUCCAGACAGCAGGCUCAGUAUGUUGCAGAUACUGUCGCUCAUGUCGCCUCAGAGAUCCUGCGCAAGCCCAACCAGACACUCAGGGAUACGGAUUUCUUUAGUCCCCAACAUGCACCAAUCCUACACAAGUGGAACCACCGUACCUUCUGGCCUGGCGAGGGCGACACUCCCUCUUCCAUCCUGGACGCCAUUCGACGACAUAGUCAGCGGAGCCCCGACGCGCUCGCUAUUGUCGCUUGGGAUGGCAGUAUUUCCUACGGAGAUCUCGAGGCACGCAGCACGUGUCUGGCAGAGUAUCUGCGUCGUGUCGGUGUUGGCCCGGGUGUCAUGGUGCCCCUGCUUCUAGGCCACAGCCAAUGGGUCAUCAUCACCCAAUUGGCCGUCCUCAAAGCCGGAGCAGCCUUUGUACCCCUGGAGCCAUCGCAUCCACAGGAGAGAUUGCGAUAUAUAGUGCGCUGUGUGAAAGCCUUCUUGAUUGUGGCGUCCGAGGCGCAUUGCGCUCGGGCUCAACAGCUGGUUGAGCAAGUCAUCCCGAUUAACGAGAACAUCAUGAAUACAGUGCGUACCGCACUCCUGUCGACGGCGUACAUAACUCCGACUGCAGACGCUCCGGCAUAUGUCCUUUUCACCUCGGGCAGUACCGGGCAGCCCAAAGGCUGUGUGAUCGACCACCGUGCGAUGGCCCAACUCCCCCAUGAUGGUGUAGCAGCGUCAGUGGGACCUGACUCACGUGUGCUGCAAUUUGCGACCUAUAGCUUCACCAUGGCCAUCUAUGAGAUAUAUUGGUGUUUGAGUAAUGGCGGGACACUCUGUAUCCCCUCAGACCAUGACAGGUUGAACAAUCUUCCUACCGUGAUCGAGGAGAUGCAAGUCACCUGGGCCGUGCUGACUCCGUCAGUACUGCGACGGCUGAGCCACGAUAACCCCCCAUCUAGUUUGCAGACGCUUGCCCUAGGCGGAGAGCCGUUGGCUGCCGGGGAUAUGGAGGCCUGGGUGCGAAAGCUGCAAGUGUUUUUCGGUUAUGCGUCUAGUGAAGGGACGGCACUGAAUUGCCUGACGGAGCUGAGCGAGCAAUCACAUGCCUUAGAGUAUACGCCUACCCCCCGGGUUCGUCACUGGAUCGUUGAUCCCGACAACCAUGAUAAACUCGCGGCAGUGGGCACAGUUGGGGAGUUGAUCGUUGAGAGUCCCGGACUCGCCCGCGAAUACCUGGACAAUCCAACCGCUACUGCCGCCGCAUUCAUUCAAAGUCCCGACUGGAGAAGGUCAUUUCGAUUUUCCCAGGAUGCGAGCCAACCGAUCCGUAUGUAUAAAACCGGAGACCUCUUCCGCUAUACGGAAAGGGGCAACCUGCAGUACGUUGGCCGGAAGGCCACGCAAGUCAAGAUCCGCGGCCAACGUUUGGAUUUGGGAGAAGUCGAAUACAACGUCAGCCAACAGUGUCCUGCACCCGCCCGAGUGAUUGCAGAGACAGGGGUCCCGAGAGAUGGGGCAGGGACAAUGUUACUAGUCGCGUUUCUUUAUUCGGACAACUACACAUUAGAGCAAUCAGAAACGACGCAGUCAGAUGAGGCCUCUCUAUUUGCUGUCCCCUCCGAUCAGUUCCGCGCCGACAUGAAGAUUUUAACACAAGCAUUAGAACCAUUGUUACCGGCCCAUAUGCUUCCUGGCAUCUACAUUCCUCUGCGACGCUUCCCAUCGACGUUGACGGGCAAAGCCGACCGUCGUCUGUUACGCGAACUGAUCCAGCAGCACACUCGUGGCGAGUUGGAGCGUUACCAGUCUGUGACGACUAAUAAUGUAGCGCCUCCAAGCACUCGCCUGGAGCGAGACCUUCACGGCCUUUUCGCCGAGGUACUGGGGAUAAAUGCUCAGGACUUCGGGAUUAAUCACAGCUUCAUACGUCUGGGAGGAGAUUCUCUCGCCGCGAUGAAGCUGGUCAAUUUGAGCCGUAAGCUAGGCCUGCGCUUGACAGUCGCGCAGAUUAUGGAGAGCAAGACUGUUGCCAAGCUGAGCAACACAACGUUGGCCGACGAGUCUUCUGUUAGCACGAUAAUCCCUCUGAGGGAUGGCCCUCUCGAAGCCAAACUUCCGCUCGACUUUUGGGAAGGUAUCGAAGAAGAACACAUCGAAUCCAUUUCCAACUGCUCCACCAUCCAGCAGGGCAUUCUAUUGGGACACAUUCGAAACCCAGCCCACUACCAUAAUCGAAUAGUGUGGGAAGUCCUUGAGCCCCCUGCAGCACGAGAUAUCGAUCGAAUGCGCCGUGCAUGGGCGCACGUUUGCCGCCGUCACCCCAUGCUACGUACCUUUUUCGUGGAAGCUCCAGCCGGAAACAGCUCCCUGGCGCUUCAAAUCACGCUGAAAGUGUCCCGCUUCCGCCCUGAGGAUGUGGAUGUGUUGUAUGAGGAGCCUGAACAAAUGCCCAGCACGAAUCCCACUCUAGCCUCUGAACAGCCCCUACAGUGGAUUCCCCGAUUACGAAUCUAUGAGGCUACCGGCAAUCGGCUAUACUGUGCAAUCGAUAUUCAUCAUGUUCAGGUGGACAUGAUCUCCUUGGGGAUAAUUAUCCGAGAUCUGAGGCGUUGCUAUCUGGAUGAGACUGAGUAUGUUGCAGCGGGCGACGUGUCUGAACCCAACAGUGUGUCAUACACCGACUACACCCAGUAUCUCGUUGCAUCCCAGUCAGCGGAGAGUCUCAGUUACUGGAGAAUUCGCCUAGCUCAUACGGAGCCGUGUAUAUUUCCCCGCCUGCAGCAGGGCCCGUUUGAGGCCGCUUCGUCAGCCCUUUGCAGUGUAGAGCUCCCUCUGACGCCGAUAGCUGACCAUCUGCAGUCAUUCUGCAAGGAUACGGAAGUCACCGUGGCCACGGUGUUCAAGCUUGCCUGGUCACUGGUGCUAAGCGCAUAUACUGGGUCUCGCUGUGCCUGUUAUGGUUCGGUGACGGCAAUGAGAGAUGUCCCUUUAGCGGGUGUCGAAGAUCUGGUCGGGCCACUAAUCAACACGCUGCCGUUUUGUGUGGAAUUGAACCCUGACGAAAGAGUGAUGAAUGUGCUUCGACGGGUCCAAAAUCUAUUCCUCGAAGAACUACCACACCGACAAGUAUCCAUUGCAGAACUUCAACAUUCCCUAAAUAAUAGCAGCGGUACUCUCUUCAACACCACAAUGAGCUUUGUCGACAGCUUAGACCCUGCAGCAGAUUCCCAACACCCUAUACGAUUGGUCUCCUGGUACGGACCGACUGAAUAUGACCUCGUAGUUGAAGUAACUCCAGGGCCCCCCGUCUCGUGCUGCAUCAGAUACUGGAGCCAUAUGAUGUCCGACUGGCAAGCAUCCGCUCUCGCAGAUACUCUAGCCAUGUCGGUUUCGCAGAUUCUACGUGGUGCAUCUUCAGGCCAGUCCGUCGGAAGCCUCGAUCUAUGUACGGCCCGAGAUAAGCAGAAGCUCGUUGAAUGGAAUGGGUCUCCCCCGGAGGCCGUGCGGGUGCGUGUGCACGAUUUGAUCAAGGCUCGAUGCAUCGAGCAGCCAGAUGCCUUGGCGGUGUGGGCCUGGGAUGGUGCUUUGAGCUAUCGGGAGCUCGACUGUCUUUCCUCGAAUCUAGCUAGAAGGCUUAUGGCCCGUGGGGUCGGGCCUGAAGCGUUUGUCGGUAUUUGUUUUGACCGGUGCAAAUGGACGUUGGUAUCGGUUCUAGCUGUCGCCAAAGCUGGGGGUGCAUUUUGCCUGAUGGACUCGUCGCAUCCGACAUAUCGCCUGCGCGAAAUCUGUGAUGCCUUGGGAGCAAAUUUAGUGAUCACGACACCAAAACAUGUCGCAAAGGUAUCCAAAUGCGAACGUCCCUUGUUGGUAGUAGUGGAGGGUGUGUGUUCUGAAACAGACGAUUUGCCAGGUGGAUUGGGGUCCGAAUAUCGUGACACACUUCCUCGAAAUGCCCUAUAUGCAGUCUUCACAUCCGGCUCGACGGGAAAGCCCAAAGGCGUCGUUAUCACACACGAGAAUCUGGCUGCAACAAUCAAAAAUUGCCCUCAACGGUUGGACCUACGACCAGGCGAUCGGUCUCUUCAUUUUGCGUCUUACGCCUUUGACUUCAGUAUCAUCGAGGUUAUAGUUCCCAUGGUAGUGGGGGCCUGCGUCUGCAUUCCAUCGGAGCAUGACCGUUUGAAUAAUUUGCCCAAGGCCAUGGCGGACCUUGCGGUAACCUGGGCGAUUAUGACCCCGACGGUGUCUCGGUUACUAGAACCUGCCAGCCUACCCACCCUUCGAACUUUAGUCCUUGGAGGAGAGGCAAUCAUGCCUUAUGAUUUCACGACCUGGCAGGGUUACACGACCCUCAUCAGCGCAUAUAGUCCGGCUGAAUGCACGCCGAUUGGACUUUGCACUGUGGUUCAGGCGGAUGAUCCGAACUGUUUGGGCAAGCCAUUCACUUCUAUGUCGCCCUGGAUCGUUGACCCAGAAAAUGUUCAGCGGUUGGUCCCGGUCGGUGCUGUAGGAGAGCUCGUCAUAGAAGGGACCGUCGUCGGUCGAGGCUAUCUACACGAUGCAGAGCACCGUGAUAUAGUCUCCUCACCGUUCAUCCCUCCGACUCAGUGGCUAUCCCAAUAUCGAACCAUCGACGUGACUAACCCUUCGCGCUUAUAUCGCACCGGGGACCUUGUCCAAUUUACUGAGGACGGGGCGGUACGAUUUAUCGGGCGCAAGGACUUGCAGGUCAAGAUCCGGGGCCAGCGACUGGAAUUGGGCGAAGUGGAAUCUCGACUCCGAAGCUACCUCCCUUGGGCUGGCGCAAUUGUCGUCGAAGCUGUUGUCUUGAAAUCCCCCGGUGGUCGCGCAGUACUGGUCGCCUUUAUAUCCAUUAACUCCCCAGAUGUUACAGACAACGCCGAGACAGUGUGCGAGAUAGCCGGAUCGUUUGAUAAUGAUGACAAUAGUGUAUAUCAGCGUGAUAUCGAUAAGGCUCUUUCACAUCUUGGGGAUGAGCUACCGAACUGGAUGGUCCCUUCGGUGGUUCUGAAGGUGCAGGGCAUCCCAAUGACCAAAUCCGGAAAAGUUGAUCGACGCAGACUGCGACAACUAGCUACCCUGAUUCCCCGAGAGACGCUAGGGGCCUCUAAUGUCCAUAGUUCUCUUCGUCAAGCUCCAGUCACCGAAGAAGAGAGACGGCUACAGAUGGCUUUCGCGAACAUCUUGCAAAUGCGGCCUGAGGAGAUAUUCGCUGACAGUCACUUUUUCCAACUUGGGGGUGAUUCUGUUGGAGCCAUGGAGCUGGUGGCAGCGGCGAGGCUACAGAAUAUGGGAAUCAGUGUCAGUGAGAUUUUCCAGCAUCCUACAUUGAGUGAGCUGGCAGCGGUGGCAACCAAGACCAUGGAUGAGGAGACUUCUGAGAUUCCGCCCUUCAGCCUUCUACCCAGUGACUACGAAUCGGAUAUCAUCUCAUCCGCUCUAGAGCAAUGUGCUCUAUCGCUGAAUGACUUGGGUGAUAUCUAUCCGUGUACCGCCUUUCAGGAAGGGUUAAUGGCCCUUGCCAGUCAAAAAGCUGGCAAGUACGUCUGUCAGUGUCUAUUUGAGCUCGGACGUGAUGUUGAGAUAAAUAAAUUGAAGACCGCGUGGCAAGCAACAGUGACUGCCAAUGAUAUCCUCCGCACCCGGAUUAUUCACGUUCACCCGCACGGUACCUUCCAGGUGGUCCUGACGCCAGCCGCAGCUCCGAUUUUGUGGCACAGAUAUGAGACCGUCAAUGAAUGGCGCAAGAAGGAUAUGGAACUGAACAUGGAACUGGGAACCACAUUGGCUCGCUUUAGCAUCCUCAGCUCGGCCCAGGGACAGACACUCGUAGGUGUCUCUCUCCAUCAUGCCAUUUACGAUGGCGUCUCCCUGCCCCGACUCUUUGACCAGGUGCAAAGGGCAUAUCAGAAUGAACGUCUACCCCUCAAUAAAUUCACACCCUUUAUUCGCUCUCUAAUCUUGCAGAAUCCUAAGGAUGUUGAAGAAUUCUGGCGCACCGAGUUCCAUGGUCUUCAGACUUCGGUAUUCCCAGGUUUGCCCGAGCCUGGAUUUGUGCCCAACCCUACAGCGAGCGUGGAAAAGGAGAUCAGGCUCCCACGGCCACCGCACCUGCCAAGUGUUACCCUUUCAACAGUAAUGAGGCUGGCAUGGGCACUGCUGGUAUCAUAUUAUACAGAUUCUGAGGAUGUGGUCUUUGGCGUCACCGUCAGUGGUCGAGCGCGGUCUGUUCCUGGGAUAAACCUUCUAACUGGCCCUUCUAUGGCCACUGUUCCAUUCCGCACGCGAAUUUGUCGUGAUAGUCUACUUCUGGACGCUCUGCGUGAUGCUCAGGACCAUUCCAUGCGCAUGAUUCCCUUUGAGCAGGCAGGUCUGCAAAGGAUCCGAGAGCUCAGCGAUGAAGCUAGCGUUGCCUGCGGAUUUCAGUCACAGUUGGUCAUUCAACAUGGCGAGCAUAGCCAGGCCUCCCCUAACAUGAUGAUACUGCGUGAUCAGUUUGCGGAUCAUGCGGCGUUUCUCAACUACGCACUGGUUAUAUUGUGCACCCCAUCAACGGCACAUCAAACCGUACGCGUGAACUUUCAGUUCGAUCCGCAAAUUGUACUGCCGGCGGUCGCAGAUCGACUGCUGAGCCAAUUUGCCCAUAUCGUGGAUCAGAUGUGUGCGCCAUCUAGCUACAACGCUAGGCUCGGGGGCCUCGAAACAAUAACUCCCCAAGAUUGGACCUCGCUGCGGCAAUGGAACGGCAGCCUACCAGCCGCAUACCCUCAUCCGCUUCAUCAUCUCGUACUGUCGCAGGCGGAGACCACACCCGACAGGCGGGCCGUGGAGUCAUGGGAUGGAACCUUGACAUAUGCUGAAUUGAAUGAUCUCUCGGGAAAGCUAGGGCAGCAUCUGUUGAACCGUGGACUGAAACAGGGUUCACGGGUGGUUCUCCUUUUUGACCGCUCCCUCAUAUCGGUUGUGACAAUGUUGGCAGUGCUUCGGUCAGGAGGCAUAUGUGUCAACAUUGACCCAUCUCUACCGCAGACUCGCAUUACCCAGACAAUACACCAAGCACGGCCCUCAGUGGCAUUGGUAUCAUCUACAUAUCAGUCGCGGCUGGCAGAUGCAUUGCCGGUUCCUGUCCUCACGAUUGCACUGGAUACCAUACCACGAAGCGCAAAGAACAUCCCUUGGCCACUUGUGCGCUCUACUGACCUUGCAUUUAUUCUCUUCACUUCCGGUACCACGGGAAAGCCCAAAGGCAUCAUGGUAGAACAUGGAAAUUGCGCUACCGACAUUUUUCACUACAGUGCUAUCUUGGCCGUCACCCCGGAAAUAAGAACACUACAUUUCUGUAGCUAUGCAUUUGACUUGAGUAUCUACGAGGUUCUGACACCCUGGAUGCACGGCGGAUGUCUGUGCAUCCCAUCAGAGUCUGCACGGCUUUCAGAUUUGCCCGGAGUCAUCCAGAAAUACCACGUCAACUUCGCAAUCCUGACUCCAUCCGUGGGGAGUGCGCUACAUCCAAGUGACCUUCCCAGCCUGCAAACCCUCAUCCUGGGUGGUGAAGUGAUGCCUGCGGUGAUGUUCGACCGCUGGGCCUCUCAUGUACGCUUGAUCAACUUGUAUGGCCCAGCAGAGGCCACCCAGUGUGCCGCUCUCCACCUGAAACCCACAGACGAGUUUGUGCCAGGACUUAUUGGUGCUAUGGUUGGCGCCUCGGGCUGGGUCACGGUCCCUGGCAGUCCAAAUUGCCUCACCCCCAUUGUUGCGGUGGGCGAGCUCCUGAUAGAAGGCCCAGCGGUAACUCGGGGCUAUUUUGACGAAAUGGAACAGACGCAAGCAUCAUAUAUCGAUCCGCCAGCCUGGUUGCAGGAGUUUCGCGGGCCUGCUGAGCCUGGCCGCCUCUUCUGCUCUGGAGACCUGGUGCAGUAUGUACCUAACCGGCCAGGUUGGCUGCGCUACAUUGGACGCAAGGAUAAGCAAGUCAAAAUCCGUGCACAAAGGGUCGACCUGACGGAAGUCGAGCACCAUGUCGAUGAGCUACUCCCACCAGGCAGUCAGGCAAUUGCCGAGGUCCUGUUCCAGCACUCGUCUCCCCGCCAAUCGAGCCAGCUUGCAGUAUUCUUGGCCUUUGGUGAACAGUUAACCAACAAAAUGGACAUCAUAUGCGCCCUCGAUGAGCCAUUCAGAAGAUUAAUAGCUGAAAUCCACCCACAGCUUCAGAAAAGGCUCCCUUCUUACAUGGUCCCCACCCUCUUCUUUCCGGUAUCUCACGUUCCUCAAACACCCACCGGUAAGACCGAUCGAAAUCGGUUGCGGCAGUUGGUAGAAGGGUGGACGACCGAACAGCUGCUGCCAUAUCAUCCGUUCAGUACAGAUUCAGCGCGUGCGCCAGUAGAGACGGCUGAGGAGCGCAUCUGGCAGCACAUGUGGUGCGAGGUACUCUGCAUACGUCCCGAGAAUAUCGCCAGAACUAGUCAUUUCUUUCACCUUGGCGGUGAGUCUGUUAGAGCGAUGAGGUUGGCCGGGUUGGCACAACGUGAGGGAUGGAUCAUUUCCGUGCCAGAUAUUUUCGCUCAUCCGACGCUAUCGGAAAUGGCGAGUCUCGCUGUACCCUCCCCCAAGGGUGUGCCGGUUCCAUCUCCAGACCGUUUCAGCCUGGUAGGAAGCGGAAGGCGGGCAUCAUAUCUGGUUAAUAUGGCGACUCACCAGUGCAACGUCACCAAAAGUGAGAUAGAGGAUAUAUAUCCUUGUACCCCGCUCCAGGAGACUCUCAUAGCCUCAACGGUACAAAAAGGAGGCUCCUACCAAGCGCUGGAAGCCUUUGAUCUGAUAGCCGAUGUGGAUUUGGAACGCUUGGAAAUGGCGUGGCAAAAGACAGCGGCCGAUCAUGCUAUCCUCCGCACGCGAAUUAUGCAAGACUAUACCGGCGAACUGUUUCAGGUGGUAGUCAAAGGUCCGUUAGCAUGGACCGCGGAACAAGCGGACAUAAACCCUGAGAAUGGGUUACUGCAUUUCCAGCGUACCAUGGGCAUUGGGACACCCUUGAUUCAUCUAGUCCUUCUACAAUCUCCCGGAUCCACGAUACCCGAUCGUCUCUUGCUCUCGAUACAUCACGCAUUGUACGAUGGAUGGUCCCUGCCCCUGUUGCUCGAGGAGGUCAAUCAGAAAUACAUCGGCCCAUAUCGGGGCCAAGACACAACCGUGCCUUUCAACGUAUUUGUCUCGCAUGUAAUUAAAUCCAUGGACAGGUGUUGUCAUUUUUGGAAACAGGAGUUGGAAACGAAGACAGAAGCUCGACUAUUUCCACGUUUGCCGGACGGGGCAUACGAGCCACACCCACAGGCUAUUUUGCAGGACCAAGUCUUUGUUAGCCCGACGCGGAAUGAAUCUGAGAUAACCCUCGCAACCAUGGUCCAGGCAUCUUGGGCAUUGACAGUGAGUUGCUACUUGAACGCAAGCGAUGUAGGGUUCGGGAUCACCACCUCUGGACGAGCUGCCCCUGUUCCGGGAAUCGAUCGACUGUUGGGACCUACGCUGGUUACAUUGCCCCGACGCAUACAUAUCCAGAACACCCUGGAUAUCAAACUUUUCCUACGGCAACUACAGCAGCGCUUUACGGAGCAGUCCAAGUAUGAACACAUUGGACUGCAGCAGAUUCGCCAGCUAGGGCCAUCGGCGGCCAGCGCGUGUCGCUUCCAGACUCUCCUAGUCAUUCAGCCCGACCAGCCAAAGCGCCAGCUGGCUUGGGCUGGAAACCACCAGAGUGCGGCCGAAUUGACGCAGUUUAGCAAUGUUGCGUUAACCCUGAUCUGCCAGCUCCCCUCUCCCUCCUCGACGUCCAUUGGCCUGACAGCAGUUUACGACCCUCGAGUACUGGCACCCGCACAGAUGCAGCGGGUUCUGUCGCAAGUUGGCCAUGUCUUCAGAGAGUUACAGGAUGCUCCAGACGGUGUUCCCAUCGCCUCGCUCAAUAUGCUGAACCCCAGUGACUCCGCAGAACUGCAACAGUGGAAUAAGCUCACUGUUCCUACUGGAAAGCAUCAAGAUCAAGAAUUUGUGCAUGACAUGAUACGGCGGCAAUGCCAGCUUCAACCAGACGCCGUAGCCGUUGAGGCAUGGGACGGAAGCCUCACUUAUGAAGAGCUGGAUUCCUACACGGAGUACCUGGCUGCGAAACUGCAGCUAUGUGGUGUUCGCAACGACCACUUCAUUGCUCUCUACUUCGAGAAGUCAUGUUGGACCAUUGUCGCCCAACUGGCGGUCCUGAAAGCCGGAGGGGCCCUAGUGAUGCUAGAGCCUUCUCAUCCCGUUGAUCGCCGUCGGGAGAUUUGCCAGACUUUGGAUGUCAUGUUAAUCCUUGGUCCUCCUCACCUCACUCAUUCGUUGGAACAGGAGCUCAAUAUCAAGGUACUACCUAUCAGCAAGGCUCAUCUCAAAGCGUCGGAUGGGGAACAUCUAUCAGUCGACAGUCAUAUACAGUCUCAUAACCUCAUGUAUGCCAUCGCUACAUCCGGGACUACUGGUUGUCCUAAGCUCGCAUUGGUUCAUCAUGGCGGUUUUGUUGCCACUGCAAGGACCUUGGUUGAUAGGCUCCUCUUACUGGCAUCGUCUCGGGUGCUUCAAUUCUCUAGUUACGGAUUCGACGCAAGCUUAGUGGAACAACUGCUUCCGUUAAUUGUAGGAGGCUGCGUCUGUGUUCCCACCCCCUUUGACCGUGAUAACCGCCUAGCGUUCACGAUGGCGACCAUGAAGAUCAAUUGGAUGGUUGCACCAGCAUCAGUGAUUCACCUACUUUCACCUGAUACGGUCCCAACACUACAGACAUUAAUAUCUGCGGGUGAGCCAUUGCAGCAAAGUAUAAUCGAUGUGUGGGCCACUCGAGUCAACCUCAUAAAUGCAUACGGCCCAGCAGAGUGCAGUAUGGUGUGCUCGGUCAACCCAAGCGUAAGGCCGGGAACCGAUCCGAACAAUAUCGGAUACCCAAUUGGUGGCACCUGUUGGAUAGUAGACCCAAAUGAUAUCAACACCCUUUUGCCAAUUGGUGCUGAAGGAGAACUCCUGGUGGAAGGGCCGAACGUCGGUGUCGGAUAUGCGAAAGACCCUCGGCGCACAAGAGUUGCAUUUUCAUCAUCACCGCCUCACUGGCUCCGCUCCAUUCACGGAGAAUCAGUCCACACUCGAAUAUACCGCACAGGAGAUAUCGCUCGAUAUAAUCCCGACGGAUCUGUGCUUUACGUGGGCCGUAAGGAUUCACAAAUCAAAUUACAUGGGCAGCGGAUCGAGCUCGCCGAGGUGGAACAUCAUGUCAGGCUAUGUUUCCCAGGCGCCAUCCAGGUAGUUGUUGAGAUGGUCAAGUUUGACGAUUUUGAAACUAGCUCCCUCGUUGCCCUCAUCGUCGUGUCUGGCUCAGGCUUUCCAGCGUCUGGAUCAAACAUCCUGCUCCCAACAACCACAAAUUUCCUCAACAAUGUUCAACACGCGGAAGCACUCCUGCAGGAUCGUAUCCCACCCUAUAUGAUCCCGACGCUGUUCGUACCGGUGGCACAGAUUCCCUUCAAUACCAAUGGCAAGGCAGAUCGUGCUCGUCUGAGAACCUCGGUUGCUUCUCUGUCCAUCCAUGAUCGUAUAGGCUAUCGCUCCACGGCCACAACAAAGCCUAACACAGAUCUAGAAAUUGUGCUUCAUGGAAUCUGGUCCCGUGUUUUGCGGAUCUCACCUCAGAAGCUUGGCAUCCAUGAAAGCUUCUUUCGGGUAGGCGGCAAUUCUAUUAGCAGUAUGCAACUAGCGGCGCAGUGCAACGAGGCUGGCCUUCCAAUAUCCAUCCAGGAUAUCUUCCGUUGCCGAACAAUUUCGCGGUUGGCGUCAUCAUUCAAGGGUCAUCCUGUCCAGGCGGACAGAUCUUUAGAAGCACAUAGCCAGGAUGGAUCACUGGGCCCAGUGCAGCGGCUGCUGCCUGAAGUAGGGCACCCCAAGGCUCCAGUGGAUUCUACUCUUGCCGCCUUCACUGAUGGCCAGUUCGAGGAGAUAAAUAACGGCAUCCCGGCUGGAUAUGAAGGGCAGAUACAAGAUAUCUACCCCUGCUCCCAUGCACAGCAGGGCAUGCUCAUCAGCAACACACGCAACUCCAGCCUCUAUCAGCAAGUCUAUCGCUUUGAAGUGGUUAGAGGUUAUGAUGCGCCCAACGUUGACUGUCAGCAGUUGGUAAGGGCGUGGCAUGCGGUAGUCAAGCGACAUGGAGCCCUGCGGACCGUUUUCCUUGAUAUACCAGGGAGAGGGUUCCACCAGAUCGUGCUCGUCAAUGCAAUAGACAAUGUCAUAAUUGCGGCUGACGGCAACCAUAGCAGUACAUGUACCCAAAAGAGACCUGGUACACAAGACCUGUAUGGUCCUUUACCAACUCUAAUUAUUCACCAGGAGUAUGAUGAGCGGCUUUGGAUCGAACUGCAUAUAAGUCAUGCUCUUCUAGAUGGAGUGUCACUGCGAAUCAUCGAACAAGACCUCGUGAAAGCAUACUACAACAACCUACCCUCUUCAUUACCUGACUAUCGGGAUUACGUCACCUAUCUGCGGGCAAAAGGAGAUACGGAAAUGUCAUUGAGCUACUGGAAAAAAUACCUGGAGGGUGCGCAGCCCUGCCUCUUUCCACGCCUCCGUGACUCUACAGCAGCAGUGACAGACGUGUCGGAGCCAAAGGCGACAGUCGACUUCGUGUCGCUUGACUUGGGCCCUCCGAAGUCUCUUGAUCAGUUGUGUGAGACUCAUUGCCUGAGCCUUACCGCUAUCUUGCAUGUAGUUUGGGCCAUUGUGCUGCAGCAAUAUACCGGAACGGACAGCGUGUGCUUUGGAUAUGCCACAUCCGCGCGGCAUGUCCCCAUCCCUCAUGUGGAUGAAAUAGUUGGUCCAAUGAUCAACACGCUGCCCAGUCAAAUCCAACUCUCUAGGGAUUCAUCAGUACUGUCCACUUUACAAAAGUACACCGUUCACUUCAUGUCCUGCAUGGAGCAUGCCUACGUCUCACUUGGACAGAUAUUACACUCGGCUAUGUCCAGUACACAAUCACCCUUCAACACAAUGAUAACUAUUGUUGAGACUGGAGAUCGUAGAGACGACGCUGAUGGAUCCUGCUUAUCGUUGGUUUGUAUGGAUGGACAUGGGGAGACAGAGUAUGCGUUGGCCUUGACUGUUUCCAAAGCAUCGAGCCGCAUGGAUUUGCACCUUUCAUACCAAACAUCCAUGGUCAAUGCUUCUCAGGCCCAUGAUGUGUGCCUGAUGUUUCAAAAAGUCCUGUGUGAGGUCUUGGAGUGGCCCACGGCCAAGAUUGGUGCCAUUGAUGCCCUGAAUAUGGGUCAGAGACAGCGCAUGGAAUCGAGGCAGCCUACCCCACCGGCUGCUGCAAAUACAUUGAUAUACGAAACCAUCAAUCGGCGAUGUGCAGAGCAACCAUCCUCAUCAGCCGUCUGUGCCUGGGAUGGUGAAUUUACCUACGGGGAAAUUGAUCAGCUCUCAUCAGUAUUGGCGGGAGAGAUCCUUGCCCAUGGAGUUAAACCGGAGGACCCGGUUUUGGUAUGCCUUGAAAAGAGCCGCUGGGUUCCGGUGGUUAUGCUGGCAGUCUGGAAAGCCGGGGCAUGCUUAAUUCUUCUGGAUGCCACCCAUCCAACUACCCGAUUGCAUAUGAUUGCCAAGCAAUCUGCCGCAUCACUGGCAAUUGCAAAUAGAAGUACGCGCUCCAAAGCAAACAUCCUGUGCUCACGAGUAUUGCAAGUCGAUGAUGACCGCUUGUGGACUCGACAUGUUAACUCCUCGCGGGCCGAGAUGGUUCAUGUUGACGGACACAGCGCUGCAUACAUUAUAUUCACAUCUGGCUCGACUGGAACACCCAAAGGGGCUGUGAUUGAACAUGCUUCCCUUUCCAUUGCGUGGGAGACCCUCAUUACUCGACUACAGUUAAACCCGACAUCGCGUGUUCUACAGUUUGCCUCCCAUUCCUGGGAUGCGGCAAUCAUCGAUGUUAUGGCCGCAUUGAUGUCAGGAGGCUGUCUCUGUGUACCCUCGGAAAACGAACGUAUGGGGCAUUUGGCCUUAGCUGCGAAUCGUAUGCGAGCCAAUUGGAUGCUACUGACCCCAACUGUCGCCCGUCAGCUUACUCCUAGCGAGUUUCUUUACCUCGAAACGCUAGUCCUUGGCGGCGAACGGGUCAAUACAACGGACAUUGAAGUCUGGCAUGAUAAAGUCUGUCUCCUGAGCGCAUAUGGCCCAGCAGAGUGCACGCAAAUCACGAGCGUGACGAGGCCGUUAGAUAUGACCUGUGAUGCGCGGAACAUCGGCGUCCCAAAUGCCAGCGCUGGAUGGGUUGUACGUCCGGACGACCCUGAACAGCUCGUCCCCGACGGAGCCAUUGGAGAGUUACUUAUUGAGGGACCCAUUGUGGGCCAGGGCUAUUUAAAUGAGCCUCAGCGUACCUAUCAAGCCUUCAUUGAGGCCCCCAGUUGGUUGCAGGCCAUUCGCUCCCCCGGUACCAUUCGGGUCUACAGAACUGGGGACCUGGUUCGGUUUGCAGCUGACGGGUCACUCAUCUUUGUCGGACGCAUGGAUGACCAGGUGAAGCUACACGGCCAGCGGUUAGAGCUGGGUGAGGUUGAACAUCACGUUCAGCAGGCUUUCGCUGCAUCGCUUACGGUGAUUGAUCUCAUCCAACCCAAAGAGGAGCAACAAAUGGGUCCGUUCCUCGCAGCAUGUAUCUUCUCUCCCGGCCAUGCUUGUAAAUCACCAUCUCAUGCCGGCAUUUGGGAGCCCCCUUCAGACACCUUUCGAAAGAAAGUUCAAGAGGCUAGAACAGCAUUGUAUCAGAGCCUGCCUUCAUACAUGGUGCCUUCUGUGUUUCUGCCAUUGGCAUACCUGCCCAAAUCAACGACAGGAAAAAUUGAUCGAAAGCGUCUCCGCAAUUACAUCCUUGACAUGUCCCAAGAGGAACUCAUUACUUAUAGCUCUCCCGAUGUCAACUGGGUGGCCUCUGUCUUAACCCUCAUGGAGACGCGCUUGCAGGAUCAUAUUUCCAGUAUCCUGCAUAAACAACCUUGGCAGGUUUCACCCGAUCAAGAUCUCUUUCAGCUGGGAAUGGAUUCAGUGCUAGCCAUGGCCCUAAUUGCAAGGCUGUACAAGGACGGCCUCAAGCUAACGGUCAGGGAUAUCUUUGAGCAACCUCAGCUGCGUAACCUGGCUCUUGUGGUGCGAGAGACGUUGCGGCCAGAUCAAGAAGGUGUCAGGAAAGCACACAGCCGCAGCCCCCUUCUGCACUAUGCGAAGGAGAUUGCUGAUGAGUGGAAGAUGGCUUUAACCUCCAUUGAGCACAUUUUGCCAACUACCCGUUUCCAGCGAGAGAGCUUGGAGGCGCGACACAAAGUGUACUUUAUUUUCCAUUUUCAUGGCAAGAUCGACUGUCAGCGUCUUCAGCAUGCUGUGCAGGCUGCUGUAGACAAAUACGCCAUACUGCGAACGGUCUUCAUUCCUUGGGACGAGUCUACAGUUCAAAUAACUUUAGGUGACGCCACUGUACCGGUGGAAAUCACGACGACCGAUCUGAAUCCAGUAGAAAUAGCAGGAUCCAUUUGCCGCGAGGAUUCAUCAGCACCCGUUGCUCCCGGCAAACUACACACCCAGCUUCGCUUGAUCAUGGGGUCCAACCGUGAUUCAAUGGCCCUUCGGUUGUCCCAUGCUCAGUAUGACGGCAUCAGCAUGCCUCGCCUGUUCACGGACAUCGCCCGGGCAUAUCAGGGGAUAACUUUAAGUCCCGCUAAGGUGGACUUUCCGGAAUACCUGCACAGCCGCAUCUAUAAUAUUCCUUCGCAGGCAUACAAGUUCUGGCGCGACUUGCUCCGAGGUUCCAGCAUGACCUAUCUACGUUCUGAAUCUUCAUCAGGGUCUCCGCCUUCCCAUAAUCGGGGAAGCCUUAUAACGAGCACCACAGAGGUCUCAUACCCGCCAGCCCCCGCUGGAACCACGAUGGCCACCGUCGCCAAGGCAGCUUGGGCCCUCUGCCUGGCACACAUGGCUGGCACUCACGACAUCGUAUUCGGUCAGCUCGUCAACGGCCGAAACCUGGAGCUGCCAGAGGCCGAAACGGUUGUGGGUGCCUGUGUCAAUUACGUCCCAGUCCGUGUGACUCUCCAGGCUGACUGGACCGUGUCAAGCCUCCUCCAUGCGGUUCAUCAGCAGCAAACCCGCAGCAUGGCCUUCGAGACACUCGAAUAUGACGAGCUGGUGGCGCAGUGUACCUCCUGGCCGGCAGACACAGACCCGGGUACCGGGAUCCACUACGUGAACAUCCCCGAUGCGUUUGCUGGUAGCGGCCUGCCUGGGGUGGGGUCGGACUAUGAGACCUAUGUAUCCCGCUUGCCUUAUUAUCAUCCCCGUGUGACCUGUAGUCCCCUCUCGAAGGGAAUACUUGAGCUUACGCUUUCCGUCUCGGAUCAGCUGUGGGAUCAGAAUCAGGCGGAUCAGACUCUGCAUCUGUUUGGGCAGACUGUGACUAGACAAAAUCUUGUUACUUUUACUAGUUAUGCUAUGCUUGACACUGCUACAAGAUUGGCUACUGCUCCUAGCAAUUAUGGUAUCUACUACGGCUGUCCACUUUCUCCGCACUUUCCUCUCCGAACCAUUUUGUUUUACUCCCAAUGUCGUCAACACCUAGAUACUUCUUAA